CUUGAUCUUGCUGAUGACAAUGGUAUGCGUGUUAUCAAUUACAUUGGAACAGUUUUUUUUGUUAAUAUAUUUAAAAUUAGGAGCAACGCCUCUUCAUUAUGCUUGCAUUACUGGUAAAACACGAAUUUUGACAUUAUUUAUUCGAGAUUAUCAAUGUCAACCCGAUUCAAAAGAUAAUAAAGGUGAAACUCCACUUCAUUAUGCUGUACGUAAUCGAAAAUUGAAGGUUGUGAUCAAGCUUGUCGGUGAAUUAGGUGUAUAUCCGAAUCCCUAUGUUCCAAAACAGGUUCCUACCCCUUUAGAUCUCGCUAAAUCUGGGGGGCUCAAGACAAUUAUGGAAUAUCUUAAAAGUGCAGGUGCUAAGACUACAAAGGAAAUGGAAAAAUCAAAUCGAAUGGGAAGUACAAACAGUAAUUAUAGUCAGAGAGUUUAUAGCAGUAACAGCAGUGUAUUUAGUGGUGAAAGUAGUCUAAGUGGUGAUAGCACAAAUCAUGGUCCAACAUCAAAUAUGGGUAGUAGUGUAAGACAAUUUUUACAUUCAAAAACCACACAAAUUUUAAAGGGCACUUUUGAUUUAUAAUAUGUAUUUCUAUGCUUUUAUAUUUAUUUAUUUAUUUAUAUAUAUCUUAUCUUUCUCAACAUGUAUGAAAUACAUACAUUCCUAUAUAUUAUCAGUCUUUUAUAAGUUGUAUUUCUUUCCUUUAUAUAUUUCAUUCUCUCCGUGUUUUAUCUUAUUUAAU
Cokeromyces recurvatus is the source of this 740-nucleotide messenger RNA. RefSeq lists its product as uncharacterized. The record is from RefSeq and is a predicted model, not a curated record. Lineage: Eukaryota; Fungi; Mucoromycota; Mucoromycetes; Mucorales; Mucoraceae. Bases 14 to 580 code for a protein of 188 amino acids. The transcript has a single exon. Gene Ontology annotation, molecular function: protein binding.